GUUUCAUAAUGAUUUGUGUACUAGUUGCUUUCUUCUGUUUUCUUUAGGGUAAUGGUCCCAACAACUAUUCCGGAUUUAAGGACUGAAUUAAAUUGCCUGAUUGCAGAUGAAAUGUAAACAAGUGGUGCUUGAGCUGUCCACUGCAUUAUUGGAUCUACUCAAUUAACUAAUGGAAAAGUGCAGUCUUUCGGACAAAGAGACGGUAAAAGCCUUCAUCUCCAACGCCAAAGGUAGUAUUAGUAUUAUUUUUCUGAACCAACAUAGAAAACAUGGUAACGCGUCUCACUGUCUCUGUUUACAAGAUGUAUUUUCUAUGUUAGAUCUGACUUUAGUUUCGAUAAUAACAAUGAUUAUCUUGUUGAUCUACCAAUGGUAGCUUUUUUAUAUGUUAAAAGAGCGAAGAUAAAACCAUAAUCCUGUUCCUGACUAAUUAAUGAUUGAGGAACAUAGGCAGUAAAAAACAAUGUUUAAUGUAAGAAAUCAUAUUCUUUGAGGCAAAGAAUCCUACUCACGGAAUCUCUUUUCCGAUUGCAGAAAAAGAGUGACAGAGAAGAGCGUGGAGUGUACGUAUGGAAUGGAGGAAAGGGGUGCCCACUGCGCAGUCCCCAUGGAUGCGGAACUCAAUUGAGUUUUACGAAAGGGAUGCAGUGAAUCCUGUAUUCUUCGUCCCUGCUUGCAGUGGAUCGAGAGCGCGGAAGCCCAAGGUCAUGCCACGGUUUUUGUUGCCAAGUUUUUUGGUCGUGCUGGACUCAUGUCCUUCAUUUCCGCCGUCCCGGAAUCUCAGCGUCCGGCGUUGUUUCAAUCUUUACUGUUCGAGGCGUGCGGGAGGACGGUGAAUCCGGUGAACGGCGCGGUUGGGCUUUUGUGGAACGGGAACUGGCACGUGUGUCAGGCGGCGAUGGAGACUGUCCUGCGUGGCGGCACUCUGCGGCCGAUACCGGAGUUCAUGGCCCCUGCAGCGGCUCCCGACGAAGCCUCCGAAGCCACAUGUAAGGAUAUUUUGAAGCUUCAAGAGACGACGAAUCUGAACUCCAACUGCCGAUUCACCAAUUCGAGAUCUAAAGUCUCGCCAAAGCGGAAGAGGGCGGAGGAUCAGUUUAACAAACCUCCGUCAUCGGAUCUGGAUCUCUGCCUGACCCCUACCUUCACGGGCAAGCGGGUACCUGACCGCAGGAGGCCGGCCACUCCCUCGAUGAACUCCGAGGAGGAAUCUGGUAUCACAACCUGCUUCGAUAGUGGGCUUGGAGAUCAGUACGGCCGCGGAAACGGAGGAGGAGCAGCCGGGAAACUGUUACUGAACCUGUUUGUUUGACGAGAAAGAGAGGUUUCUCAAAUUCUCUCCCUUUUUGCCUUACUGUGAAUCUUACGUUCACUCUUCCAUCCAAGCUAGUCCCAUGUAAUAUUCAAUCCUUUUUUUUUUUCCCUCUUUCAUUUUUGUUACGCAUUUUGGGGGUCCCGGAGUAUACUAUUCCGGCGAGUUUUUGUAAAUCACCGGCACGGGAUUCCUCUCUUCCUUGGUUUAUUUUAAACUGUGAAGAGAGAAAAAUGAAAGUUUACCGGUGAUUUUUAAAUUAAAAUAUUCUCUCUUUUUGUUUUUUCCUGUGUGUGUGUAGCAAGACAGUAUGACAUGAAUAAAUCAGUCUGUCUUUUUUUUUCUUUCUUUUUUAAUUUCCCUAUAUCAAUUUCCUGUGAAAAAUCUCUGUAAUUUCUGUUAUUAAUAAAUGAUAAAUAUGGAGAACUCUG
Rubroshorea leprosula is the source of this 1743-nucleotide messenger RNA. The record is from the annotation of a GenBank genome assembly. Lineage: Eukaryota; Viridiplantae; Streptophyta; Magnoliopsida; Malvales; Dipterocarpaceae.